Diachasma alloeum is the source of this 2698-nucleotide messenger RNA. RefSeq names its product signal transducing adapter molecule 1 (gene Stam). NCBI's taxonomy places the organism in Eukaryota, Metazoa, Arthropoda, Insecta, Hymenoptera, Braconidae. The record is from RefSeq and is a predicted model, not a curated record. Gene Ontology annotation, molecular function: phosphatidylinositol binding; ubiquitin binding. The coding region runs from base 158 to 1762 and encodes 534 amino acids. The transcript has 7 exons. Gene Ontology annotation, biological process: protein transport to vacuole involved in ubiquitin-dependent protein catabolic process via the multivesicular body sorting pathway. Gene Ontology annotation, cellular component: ESCRT-0 complex.
UUCUGACUAGAUGUCAUUCGAGCGCUCAGAACAUUUCGUCAAGUGAAAAUUGUUGUGAUAAUUUCAUCAAUAGUUCAAUAAUUUCGUUUUAUGUGUAAUCAGUUGUCAGUUAUCAGUGGUAUUUACGAUCAUUUGGUGAUCAUCCCGAGUGAGCAGAAUGUUUCUCUUUGGCAGCACAUCGCCCCUUGACGCCGAAGUCGAAAAGGCGACCAAUGAGAAAAAUACGGUUGAGGACUGGGCGAGGAUAAUGGAUGUAUGUGACAAUGUAGGAAGCUCCAGUGUUAAGGCCAAGGAUUGUCUGAGGUCCAUCGUCAAGAGACUGAAUCACCAAGAUCCUCAUGUCGUCAUGCAAGCCAUAACUCUGCUGGAGGCGUGUGCAAGCAACUGUGGCAAGCCCUUUCUCCUGGAAAUCGCCUCCCGAGACUUCGAGGGAGAGUUGAAGAAGCUCCUGGGCCGUUCCCAGCCCAAGCUAGUCGAGAUGACUAAAGCGUUGAUAAAGAAAUGGUCUGAGGGGGACUUCAAGACUGACCCACAACUCAACUUGAUUCCGAGUCUUUAUGCCAAGCUGAAGCAGGAUGGAAUUGACUUCUCGGGGCUCACCGAGCCCCACAAGCACGCCUGUUCCACAGCAUUAGCCAAUGCUUCUCGCGAGGAGGCAGAUCUCGCUAAAGCCAUCGAACUGUCUCUCAAAGAGAAAGGCCAGGACUCCCACAACUCCCCCAAGAGUACGAGCCUCUACCCCAGUGUCAGUGCCUCCAUGGCCUCCAGCAUCUUCGAGAAACGAAAGGUCAGGGCUCUCUACGAUUUCGAAGCUGCUGAGGACAAUGAGUUGAGUUUUGCUGCUGGAGAUAUCAUACUAAUUCUGGACGAUUCUGAUGCCAACUGGUGGAAGGGUGUUCGAGGAAAGAUGGAGGGACUGUUCCCAGCUAAUUUCGUAACAGCUGAUUUGUCAGUGGAGCCUGAGCACAUCACAAAGCUGGAGCAGGGGAGUAAAAAAUCGGUGCAAUUUGUCGAGGAGGUGGAGGUGAAGACACUCAAGAGGGAGCCUGAGAUCAUUGAAGUUGAGAUUAACGAAGGGAAGAUUGAUAGACUGCUGCAUUUGUUGCAUGAAGCUGAUCCACAGAGUGAUACCAGUGAUCCAGCUGAAUUAUUAGAUCUUGAAGAACAAGUGAUGGCAAUGGGUCCCCUGAUCGACGCAGCCCUGGAGAAAGUCGACAGGAGGCACGCCCAGCUGACCCAGCUCUCGUCAGACCUCGUGGACGCCCUGAAUCUUUAUCACACUCUUCAAAGAGAGCCCCCACCCCCCACUCCUAGCUAUACAUACAGUAAAAUGCCACAUCACCCAGUCUAUCCUUACCCCAAUCAGCCCCCACACAUGUUCAAUGGAAUGCCAGGACACCACCAGUUCUCAGGGAACUUCAAUCCAAAUAUCUCGAUGCCACCAGGCGAGUACAUGCCACCAGGCACGAUGCCAGGCAUGUCGAUACCCCAGCAUUAUCAUCUACCCCCUGGACACCAUCAGCAUCCACCGGGACAUCCUGGCCCCCACGGGCAUCAUCCACCGUCUCAAGGGCCACAACAUCAUCCACAGGGAAUGCCGCCAGGAAAUUUAACGAGUCAGGCACCAGAACAAACCAGUUUGCCUUAUCAACCACCAGGAUUUCCACCUCAAGGUGUGCCACAACAAUACGUACCCCCAGGACCGCAGGGCCCACCCCAACAGCCCCAAUAUGCUCCCCCCAAUGGUCAACACAUGAUGUGAAUGAUGAAAACAACAGAAUACUGAAUAAAUACAAAAAUCGUAACUAUUUAAUUAAUGAAGGAAACAUUCAAGUUAUGGAAAUAAUCGAAAAUAGCCAAAGAAGGGUUUUUAUAUGAAUAAAUAGCCAUUAUCUGUGGAAUACACUCGUCUUGGUGAGGAGCUAUAGUUCUGCUGUUUAUUUUGUGAAAUUCUCAUCGAAAAAAUAGGCUUUAUGAGUGAUUUGGAAUUUCUCGUUCGUUAAAUUCUUAAUUAUCUCAGUAAUUAUCGACUCUAAGAGAAAAUGUCACAAGACAUUUUUUGUGAAGAAUCGAAUUCUCUGAAAAAAAUGUUAUUUGAUAUUUUCUCCUAAACCCAUUCAUUCCCAAGAUAUUUGAGAAGUUAACUACAUAAUUGCAUUUCCGAGUUGAAAACAAUGUCUAAAAAUCAGUAUCAUUUUAUUUAAUUAAUAAAAAAUGGACUUGGCGUUGAAUAAAUUUCCGUUUCCACUCCAGAAGUGAUGAAAACUAACAGAAAAGUUUUGAACACUGAGUAUUUAGUUUGAAAUUAAUUUUUUUAGUUCGAAAAACAAAUUUUUUAUUUGUUUCAGCUGUUACUGAGGAACAAUAAAUAGUGCAUAAUCGGUAAAAAUUGAAUGACACCGAGAGGAUUAUUGAUCGAGGCAAACCCUUCAUCGGUAGCUCAUAAGUUCACUGAACAAAUGAUUUUUUAUUACGUUUUGAUGGUUAAAAGUAUCAUUAAUUAAUGAUUACAGAGGUGGAAGAUUGAUAGCAGGAAAAAUUGAUGAUAAAACGUUAAUGAAGGAGAAUGAUGAACCCCACGGGGUCUAGUCUGUCCAUUGUAAAUAAUCAUAAUUCUGGAUAUUACGAUAUCUCGAGUGAAGAAAAUUUAUUUGUGAAAUAAUUGAUGAUUAAUUAAUAAAUGAAACAUUAAGCAGAA